Messenger RNA from Nicotiana attenuata, 572 nucleotides. RefSeq names its product histone H2B.2-like. Gene Ontology annotation, biological process: nucleosome assembly. The transcript has a single exon. Gene Ontology annotation, cellular component: nucleosome. The record is from RefSeq and is a predicted model, not a curated record. Gene Ontology annotation, molecular function: structural constituent of chromatin; DNA binding; protein heterodimerization activity. Bases 199 to 471 code for a protein of 90 amino acids. NCBI's taxonomy places the organism in Eukaryota, Viridiplantae, Streptophyta, Magnoliopsida, Solanales, Solanaceae.
GCCAAGGAAUUGGUAGAAGAAACCAUCCAAGUAGUUGUCACACCACUUGCUGACGAAACUCAAGAGAAAGAAAAUAAACAACAACAAGAAGAAGAGAAAUGGAAGUAAAAGAAACCAAGAAAGAAUGAAAAAGAAGGCAAGAAGAGGAAGAAAAAGAAGAGAGACAAAGUAGGAUAUGGCAGAUAUAUUUAUAAGGUAAUGAAGCAAGUACAUCCAGAUAUGGGAAUAUCAUCAAAAGCUAUGACCAUAUUGGACAAUGUGAUGGGAGACAUGUUUGAAAGAAUUGCACAGGCAGCAGCAACGUUGUCAACGUACGUAGGGAGGACAACGUUUUCGUCGAGGGAGAUUCAGGGUGCUGUGAAGAUAGUGUUGCCUGGAGAACUUGGGAAACAUGGCAUUGCUGAAGGAACUAAAGCUGUAGUUAGUUAUUUUACUACUGUUGCUGAAGAAAACAAGUCCAAGACUAAGUGAAGUUAACUUUAAUUUAUAGUGGUGUUAAUUAUAGGUUUCUUUUACUUUCGGUUUUUCUGCUUUUUGUGUUUCUUUUGUUUACCUUAUUAGUGGUUAACUAC